AUGCUGAGGCGGUUCUCGCGAUGUCUUGCGCCGCGUGCAAAGCACCACGAUGAGUUGGUGAAGAUGUGGAGGGAAAGCCCGCGGGGGGUGGACAAGGCCAGUGAGGAGAGCGGACUGCGGUUCCGCGACACCCGACCAACCCCGCAGAAUGAACCCGAUGAUGCAAAGCGUCGUCGUCUCAUCUACCAAUCCGCGUACCGCGGCAUGGCGGAGAUGGAUAUCAUUCUGGGCGCGUUCUCCCGCCACAGUCUUGAGGGCAUGCCACGCGAGCAGCUGGACGAGUAUGACACGAUUCUCCGACACUUUGAUAGCGAUUUGUUCAAGUGGCUUGUGAUGAACGAGAAGCCGCCUGCAUCCGUGGCAGGUAUGUCAACAUACAAAGUACUGCAAGAGUUCGUGAAGGGUGGGCGGGAAAGGCUGCUAGGCCAGGCUGUGUAG
Molecule: messenger RNA, 438 nt
Organism: Trypanosoma cruzi
Lineage: Eukaryota; Euglenozoa; Kinetoplastea; Trypanosomatida; Trypanosomatidae
Exons: 1
Coding region: 1-438 (145 amino acids)
Biological process (GO): tricarboxylic acid cycle; mitochondrial respiratory chain complex II assembly; protein-FAD linkage
Cellular component (GO): mitochondrion
Source: RefSeq, a predicted model, not a curated record